GGGUAGGGGGCGCCGCACUCGCCAUGCUGCGCGCGCCGCGGACCCUGGCUCCGGCCACAGCCGCGCAACCCACAAAGAGCUUGCCCGCGUUGAACCCCACCGAGCUGUGGCCUCCAGGUCUCAGCAGCCCCCAGCUCUGUCCGGCCACCACCACCACCUACUACACUUCGCUUUGCACGCAGACGGUGCCUUCCACUGCGGCUCUGGGCACCUGCCUCGACGCCACUCCCCACGGACCCGAGGGCCAGAUUGUGCGAUGUGUGCCCGCAGGCCGGCUGCCGGCCAAGAGGAAGCUGGACCUGGAGGGCAUUGGGAGGCCUGCAGUCCCUGAAUUCCGGACUCCCAAGGGGAAGUGCAUCCGAGUGGAUGGUUUGCCGAGCCCCAAAACCCCCAAGUCUCCUGGGGAGAAGACACGCUAUGACACCUCGCUGGGGCUGCUCACCAAGAAAUUCAUUUACCUCCUGAGCGAGUCCGAGGAUGGGGUCCUGGACCUAAACUGGGCAGCCGAAGUGCUGGAAGUGCAGAAGCGGCGCAUCUAUGACAUCACCAACGUGUUGGAGGGCAUCCAACUCAUCCGCAAGAAGUCCAAAAACAACAUCCAGUGGGUAGGCAGGGGAAUAUUUGAAGACCCCACCCGACCUGCGAAGCAGCAGCAGCUGGGGCAGGAGCUGAAGGAGCUGAUGAACGCAGAACAGGCCUUGGACCAGCUCAUUCAGAGUUGCACGCAGAGCUUCAAGCACCUGACCGAAGAUAAUGCCAACAAGAAACUGGCCUAUGUGACCUACCAGGACAUUCGUGCUGUGGGCAACUUCAAGGAGCAGACGGUGAUCGCAGUGAAGGCCCCUCCACAGACAAGGCUGGAAGUACCGGACAGGGCGGAGGAGAACCUGCAGAUAUAUCUAAAGAGUACUCAAGGGCCCAUUGAAGUCUACCUGUGCCCGGAGGAGGUGCAGGAGCCAGACAGUCCUGCCAAGGAGGCCCUCCCCUCCGCCUCUACCCUCAGCCCCAUCCCUGACUUCGCGGAGCCCAGCUGCAGCACUGACCCUGGGAUCACAGAGACCACAGCGUCUUCAGUGCUGACGCCCCAGCCGGUCCCACCACCACCAGCGCCAUCCCUUGUCCCCUUGGAAACCACUGACAACAUGCUGGAACUGUCGCACCCACUGCUGCAACAGACCGAGGACCAGUUCCUGUCCCCGAUCCUGACUGCCAACUCCCCUCUGAUCAGCUUCUCCCCGCCCUUGGACCAGGACGAAUACCUGUGGGGCAUGGAUGAGGGCGAGGGUAUUAGCGACCUCUUUGACUCCUAUGACCUUGGGGACCUGUUGAUCAAUUGAAGAGUCCUGCCCCUGUCUCUACCUCCUCACAGACAGAUCAACAGGCUCUCCGCCAGAUGGGGGAUGCUGGAUACUAGGUGUCAGCCCCUGCGUGCGAGUGGCUCCCUUCCAGCCUUCCUUCCGGUGUAGGCCAGCUGGGGAGAUGUGGAGGACAGGAGUGAGGAAGUGUGUCGGGGGCUGGGCCCUGAUCUUCCUCUUCUGACCUCUGACCCCUUCAUGAAGGACAACAGGUGCAGGUGACCAUGUUCAGGGAAAGGGUCUGCCGCCUUCUUCUGAGGGGCAGUUGAACCCUGGCUUUUUCAAGAAGCACUUAAUGCCUUUGUAUUUAUUUCAGGUUUGUUUGUUCGUCCGCCCUGAGUUUUGGCAGGGAGAUUUGUUCUAGUUUCUCCUCCGACAGGCCCUCCCAUGUCUACUGUCUAAGGGAACCCCUGGGCUUCCAGGGGCCCGGGCCAAUCCUUGGUCCUUCUUCCACAGUGGUACCUGGGUCUUGAGGAGACUAUCCAGUUUGCUUGAAUAUUAAUUGCACUUAGGCCUUGUAAUUCUAAUAAAGUGCAGGGCCCAGCCAAGGCAUCAGCUUAGGGUUCUCCAUCUCUUCCCUCCCAGAGAAGGUUCCAAUAGCUGUCUUGGGGGAGGUAGCAUUGAGGUCCCUCUGGGAGCAGGUAGCCAAGAAGGUUAGCUUCCAGUUGGUUCCCUUGUCUCUCCUGAGCCUCAGAAAGUAAAUACAGGCCUUCAGGAACUAGGCCAGAAGAGCCCCUGGGAAAAGCAGGAGGCACAAGUCUUGGCUGCUGGAGGUUACCCUCCUUAGAGCCUCUGCCUCAUCCUAGUCAGAGACCUGGGAGGUGGAAGCAGAGACAAGUGUGAGGAGAAACACCCCAGGAGCUGCCCAUACUCCCCUGGGGGGAUUAUUUUGUUUCUUGUUCGCGGUUGUUGGAGGGAGAGAUUCCUUAAGGACCAGCCUUCCCAAACCCUCGCUCCAUGUCCAAUGUCCGAAAUGACAGGAACUUGGGGGCAGGUUUGCACCUUCCCGCAAUGGAAUGCCGAGGGGGUGACCGGUGGGGUGGGGUGGUCUUUACUGCAGACUAGAUCUCAGCAGCUCGUGAGGAGAUGGCGUGGGGGUCUGGGAGAGCCUUGGGCCUAUUUCCCUGUGGGCUGACCAUCUAGGGUCCCUGUGGUCCUAAUGGGGACAGGAGUCUGCUGUCUCCGUUGCCCUUCCUGGGAUGGAGAGUGCUCUGGGCUGAACCAAGGCCAUGUGUUCUGGAGAGGUAUGCCCAGGAGAAGGAGGAUUUUACCCUCUUUCAGGGAGCUCGGGUUUCUCAGGGGCUCAGC
Molecule: messenger RNA, 2663 nt
Organism: Chionomys nivalis (European snow vole)
Lineage: Eukaryota; Metazoa; Chordata; Mammalia; Rodentia; Cricetidae
Gene: E2f2
Product: E2F transcription factor 2
Exons: 7
Coding region: 24-1337 (437 amino acids)
Biological process (GO): regulation of transcription by RNA polymerase II
Cellular component (GO): RNA polymerase II transcription regulator complex
Molecular function (GO): RNA polymerase II cis-regulatory region sequence-specific DNA binding; protein dimerization activity; DNA-binding transcription factor activity, RNA polymerase II-specific
Source: RefSeq, a predicted model, not a curated record